GACUAUGAAGAUCUAGAAAAGCAGCUGAAAGAAGUCUUUAAGGAGCGAAGCAACAUCCUCCAUCAGCUGACAAAGACAUCAAGAGAACUUGAUGGAAUUAAAGUCAACCUUCAGUCUUUGAAAAACGAUGAGAAAACUUCCAAAACUGAUGUUCAGAAGCUUCUGGAAAUAGGUCAGAGACAAAGAGAACAAAUGAAGUCUCUCCAGGAGGUCCUGCAAAAUCAACUUAAAGAGACAUCUGAGAAAGCAGAAAAACAACAAGCUACCAUUAAUUUUUUAAAGACUGAAAUGGAAAGAAAGAGCAAAAUGAUCCGAGAUCUCCAGAAUGAGAAUAAAAGCUUGAAGAACAAACUUUUGUCAGGAAACAAGCUGUGUGGCAUCCAUGCAGAAGAGUCAAAAAAAAUCCAAGCUCAGCUGAAGGAGCUUCGUUAUGGGAAGAAGGAUUUAUUAUUUAAGGCCCAACAACUUACUGAUCUGGAACGAAAAUUAGCUGUGGCCAAAAUUGAGCUGGAGAAAGCAGCUCUUGACCGGGACUCACAGCUGAAAGCAAUGAAAGAGACCGUCCAUCUCUGCCUGUCGACUGUGUUCCGUAAUCAACCGCCUCCCCCUUUGAGUCUAGCCAGGACAAAUCCAACUCAGAUGUCAGUUCCCCCUGGGACAAUUGACAGUAUGAUUCCUGAUGCAAGGACAAAAAUCAAGCCUCAACAAACCUUUACUGGAAGCAAUGAGAGCUCUCAAAUUGAGACAACAAAGGAAGAAAAUCUGAACACUACUGAGUGCAAUCCUCUAAGUGUAAGAAUAAGUUAAAAUGAGGGCAGGACCUGUUCAAUGAAGCACAAAGACAAUCCCCCAACCAAUGCUACAGUAGAGCCAGUGACUACCCCACAGAAAUUGCAAAUCCUUCCUUGUACUGAAUGUGAGGUGAAGAAAAACCCGGAAAAACAAUUGACCAACUUUGAAGGGAGGGCAACUAGAGAAGAAAAAAUACUGUAA
This is a messenger RNA of Puma concolor (puma), 993 nucleotides long. The record is from RefSeq and is a predicted model, not a curated record. Lineage: Eukaryota; Metazoa; Chordata; Mammalia; Carnivora; Felidae.